AUGAUGGAUAGUCUAUGGGAUGAUGAUCUUCAGAAAGCGAAAUUUGAGGCUAAGGAAUUGAAACAAUCACUCAAUAAAGUACUUUCCGAGUCCAAUGAUGCUAAUGUCAAACGCUACGAAGCGGCUAUUAGGAGUAAAUUGGCCUUGUUCGCAAAGACAAUUAGUGAUUUGGAAGGGUUGGUCAAAGAGACUGAUACCCCUGAUUUCACCAAACUUAAUCAAUUAAAUGAAUUGUAUACUAUUAAGACUGAGGCUGAAACUUAUUUGAAAAAAUACUCACCAAUGCCCAUACAAGUAAAUUGUCCUCAGGAUCGCACAAUCGACAUUAAUGAUGACGAAAUUUUGGCCAGUAGACAUGCCUUGCUGAUGGAUCAAGAUGUGCAACUGAAUUCUCUCGAUGGUAGUGCCACUAAUAUUAGAAAUUAUAGCGCCAAUAUUCGUGACGAAGUUAGCCUUCACAGUCGAUUGUUACAGAGUACGAAUGAAGACAUGGAUAAUGCCCAGGAUCUCAUUAAUCGAAACUACAGGAUAUUUUCAGAUGUUGUGAGAAGGAGUAGUAAAAGGUGGUUAUAUUUCGUCAUCGUUGCCCUGGCUGCCAUCUUGAUGAUUCUCAUAUUUGCCCUCUAA
Messenger RNA from Babesia microti strain RI, 627 nucleotides. RefSeq names its product SNARE protein, putative (SYN6). Lineage: Eukaryota; Apicomplexa; Aconoidasida; Piroplasmida; Babesiidae. The transcript is spliced from 3 exons. The record is from RefSeq and is a predicted model, not a curated record. Bases 1 to 627 code for a protein of 208 amino acids.